GUUUCGGAACGUUCCUCUGCUCUUGUAUCUCUCCGGACGAUCUUCUCAGCAGCACACAGUUCGUCUCGGGGUCAGACUUUCUUCACUCGAUCUGCUUCUUUCUUCAGAUCUGAACUGAAACUGAUCGAUCGUUCUGAUCACUUAUUGAUCAGCUGUCAACUCCGUGUCUAAGCUUUUGAUUUUGUCCGUUUGCAACGUGAAUAAUAACGGUUUUUUUAAAGGUUUCAAACACACACGCGUCCUUCGCGACACCGGAAGGAGGAUUUCCCGUCCGACACCGACCUCAGGUCAGAUUCACGUUCGUCUCCGUCCGGUCGGUUCGACUCCGGGUCCCGGUGAGAGAGUCUGCGGCCCGCGGGGCGACGACAACCCGGUACCGUCACGGGAGCACCGGGCUAACGCGGCUAGCUGUUAGCUUAGCACGAGACAACAGCGUCCGGUGAGAGAUCUGAUCACGUGAGUCAUGGCGGCGCAGGUGACCGAGUCCGACCAGGUCAAACAGUUCAAAGAGUUCCUCGGGACCUACAACAAGGUGACGGAGAACUGCUUCAUGGACUGUGUCAAGGACUUCACCAGCAGGGACGUGAGGCCCGAGGAGUCGAGCUGCUCCGAGUCGUGUCUGCAGAAGUACCUGAAGAUGACUCAGCGAAUCUCCAUGAGGUUCCAGGAAUAUCACAUCCAGCAGAACGAGGCGCUGGCGGCGAAAGCUGGUCUGUUGGGACCUCGCUGACCUGGACCGGAUGCGCCGGACAGAAUCUGGGUUCACCAUCAGUGUGAACUGGACAAACAGCUGCUGUCUCAAAGCAUCAUGGGAGAUGUAGUGUAACUGUCCUUUAAUGUGUUUGUUUGUAACAUCAUGUUAUUAUUUUUUAUUUUAUUAAACAUUGUGAAUGAG
Molecule: messenger RNA, 895 nt
Organism: Scophthalmus maximus (turbot)
Lineage: Eukaryota; Metazoa; Chordata; Actinopteri; Pleuronectiformes; Scophthalmidae
Gene: timm9
Product: translocase of inner mitochondrial membrane 9 homolog
Exons: 3
Coding region: 464-730 (88 amino acids)
Source: RefSeq, a predicted model, not a curated record